GAGUCGGAGCUGAAUUCGCUCCACAUUUUACGGAGGGCUGUCAGCACUGAGCGCAGCUACCGAGAGCGACAGAGUGCGUGUGUAUGUGUGUGUGGGGUGGGAAAGAAAAGGCGCUUUUAAUCCCCUGAACUUUCCGAGAAUAAAAGAAGAAACCCCGGGGAGCGCACGGAGCGGACCGUGGCACAUGGAAACGCUAUGCAGCUGGAGAGACAGCGGUGGACUUUAUCGUAGUUUCACUCAAGAGGAGGCAAAGUGAGGCGAGAUAAACAUGCUCACCCCGAUGCUGGCCUCCUUGCUGCCGCUUCUCCUUCUCUUUAGGAUUUCUUUCUGCCAGUAUUCAAGCGACCAGUGCAGCUGGAAGGGCAGUGGUCUGACCCACGAAGGCCACACCAGGGAUGUGGAGCAGGUGUACCUACGUUGCUCCCAAGGCUCGCUGCAGUGGCUCUAUCCCACAGGGGCCAUCAUUGUCAACCUUCGACCCAACACGGUCUCCCCGGCCACCUCUCGGCUCUCUGUCUGCAUCAAGCCCUCCCUGGAGUCCAGUGGCACCAACAUCUACCUGGACCGAAAUGGCAAGCUGAGGUUACUGCUGCUCGAGCAGGACCAGGCUAAGGGCAAGGUGCACUGCUUCGGGAUUCAGGAAGGGGCGCUCUUUAUCGAGGCCGUCCCUCACAUGGACAUCAGUCGGCGGAUUACAGCGUUCCAGUAUGAGCUGGUCAGCGACAGGCACAAGGCGGGGCCACACUCACUCAGUGCACCCUGUCAGCCCUGCAAUGAUGCUGAAGUGCUUCUAGCUGUCUGCACAAAUGACUUUGUGGCACGAGGCAGCAUUAGGAACGUGGAUCAGGAAGAGGAGCACUCAUCUGUCACUGUGGAAAUCAGUCGCCUUUACAGACAGAAGACCCAGGUCUUUGUAACUGGGGGUGUGAGGGUACGGAGCUGGACUGGCCGCGUCAAAAUGCCCCUUCACUGUAGGGUGAGGUCUGGUGAGGGGGAGUUCCUGUUCACAGGGGCUGUGAGGUUUGGGGAAGCCUGGAUGGGCUGUGCCCCACGCUACAAAGACUUCCUGCAGUUGUAUCAUGAAGCACAGCAGCAGGGCACCAACCCCUGUCAGGUGGACACUAACUGAGCAGGUCGCCUGCCCACGUUUGGAGAUGGAACAAGUCUUCAGGAACUGAGGAGACUGGCCCAGUGAGGGGGGAGCCCCUCUCCUUUCCUGCUGUCUCAUGACUCUUUGGAGACAAUGCACGGAGCUGCUGGAUGUUGCCAAGCAGCAUGCUAGCCGAACUCUGGUGAUGCAACGUGGAAUGUGUUCAGACCGCCUUUCUUACGCACGAGGAAUCGCAAAGAUUUAAAUGUAGCAGAUCCCAUUUGUUUGUGUAUAAAAUGUGAAAUAAUAUUGUACAUUUUGAAGUUCUGUGUACUUUGUUCAAAAACAAAAAAAAAAAAGCCUUGAUGUACAGUUCUGAAUUUAUUUCUUAUGACAGAUGUAUAAAAUGAAAGUCUCUUAUUUUGUUUAAAAAUUAAUUGCAAUUUAAUGCCUGAAUUUAUUUGUUUU
Archocentrus centrarchus (flier cichlid) is the source of this 1558-nucleotide messenger RNA. RefSeq names its product meteorin like, glial cell differentiation regulator a (gene metrnla). Lineage: Eukaryota; Metazoa; Chordata; Actinopteri; Cichliformes; Cichlidae. The record is from RefSeq and is a predicted model, not a curated record. Bases 269 to 1129 code for a protein of 286 amino acids. The transcript is spliced from 4 exons. Gene Ontology annotation, molecular function: hormone activity. Gene Ontology annotation, biological process: energy homeostasis; positive regulation of brown fat cell differentiation.